AUGGCGAACAAAAUUAUGAACCUUUCGAGGGCUGCCCGCAUCAUUCUCGUUGGCGCCCCAGGUGUCGGGAAAGGAACACAGGCAGAGCGGCUGCUGCAAAGGUUUCCCCAGCUCUCAGUCAUCAGCUCUGGGGAUCUCCUCCGCGACAAUGUGAAGAACCAGACCCCGCUCGGUAUCAAAGCCGAGGGCAUAAUGAAGUCAGGGGAGUUGGUCCCCGACGCCAUGAUCCUCCGCCUCAUCCUCCACGAGCUCAAGACUCGCGGGUGGCUCUUCCCCGCAGCUGGUACCCAACCCCUCACACUCUCCUCCGCCUCCAUGUCCGCGCAAGAGUCCGACUUUAACAUCGAAGACCACUUUGUGAACUCGCCAUCCCUCGCAAACUUCGCCUCUCCCCCACAGACAUCCGACGAACCCGCCGCCUCCUUCAUCCUGGAUGGCUUCCCACGAACCGCCGGCCAAGCCACCCAGCUCGACAACCUCAUCCCCAUGAACCUCGUCGUCUCCUUCAAAACACCCGUCGAGGUGAUCCUGGAAAGAAUAGCCGGUCGUUGGGUCCACCUCCCGUCGGGAAGGGUGUACAACACCACGUUCAAUGCGCCUGUAGUUCCGGGGAAGGAUGAUAUUACAGGGGAGCCGUUGUCGAAGCGCGCGGAUGAUGAUGAGCAGACUUGGAUCACGAGGCUGAAGAAGUUCGAGGAGACGAGCGAGCCGCUGUUAAAUCAUUAUGCGAAGAAGGGGGUUUUGUGGGAGGUGGAAGGGAAGAGCAGUGAUGAGAUUUCACCAAAACUGUUUGAGCAGUUUGAGAGGACGUUUGUGAAUUCGGCGCUGUGA
Messenger RNA from Venustampulla echinocandica, 831 nucleotides. RefSeq names its product GTP:AMP phosphotransferase, mitochondrial. Gene Ontology annotation, cellular component: mitochondrion; cytoplasm. Gene Ontology annotation, molecular function: ATP binding; AMP kinase activity. Gene Ontology annotation, biological process: nucleobase-containing compound metabolic process. The record is from RefSeq and is a predicted model, not a curated record. Bases 1 to 831 code for a protein of 276 amino acids. The transcript is spliced from 2 exons. NCBI's taxonomy places the organism in Eukaryota, Fungi, Ascomycota, Leotiomycetes, Helotiales, Pleuroascaceae.